Molecule: messenger RNA, 3621 nt
Organism: Dicrocoelium dendriticum
Lineage: Eukaryota; Metazoa; Platyhelminthes; Trematoda; Plagiorchiida; Dicrocoeliidae
Source: the annotation of a GenBank genome assembly
AUGGCGACGGAGAAAAUUGGAAAUGUGAUGAAUUUUUCUGCUGAACAAUUUCAAAAGCUGCUUUUUCAACAGCAAGCUCAAAUGGAGGCACAAAUGAAAAUGAUUGAAAAUCUGACACAAUGUUUGAGUUUGCAGACAACAGGAGCAGCGACGCGGGACACGCAGGCGAGUUCUGUUGAUCUUCUCACGAACGCCAUCACUGAAUUCCAUUAUGAUGCGGAUUCUGGAUGCACUUUCGAAGCGUGGUUCAAACGCUGGGAAGACAUGUUCCAGACGGACUUCAUUCGUCAGGACGACUCCUGGAAGGUGCGAUUGCUACUCCGCAAGCUCGGAAUAAGUGAACAUUCAAGGUUCAUAGACCACAUUUUGCCCAAACAGCCGAAGGAUCUGACUUUUGACGAAGCAGUGUCGCAGUUGAAGGAAAUUUUUGGUGAGUCGGUAUCUUUGUUUAGUAUUCGCUAUCAAUGCCUGAAAAUUGUCAAACAGGAAUCUGACGACUUUGGGGCCUUAGCAGACAUGAUUAACCGUGAGUGUGAACGUUUCAAACUACGCUCUUUAACGGACGAUCAGUUUAAGUGUCUCAUUUUCGUCAGUGCUCUACAAUCGCCCAGUGAUGCUGAGAUCCGAACGCGGCUUUUAGCUAAGCUGGAGCAGGAUCCUGAUCUGACACUGAAGGCCCUCGUAAGCGAAUGCAAACGGCUUCUCACUCUAAAACACGACACUGCCAUGGUCGAACGAAAUGGUCUCGCACCAGCAGAUACCGUGCAACUCGUGAAAAAGACCAGGACCGCCAACGCAAGCAAACCCUUCAAGAGGCCUACGAAGAAACCGCCCACAGCAUGCUGGUCAUGCGGCGAAUGGCAUUUCGCUCGCUUUUGUCCCUUCAAACAUCAUAUUUGUCAAACGUGUCAUAAGCGUGGGCAUAAAGAGGAAUGCUGCAGUCAAGUCCGGUCGAAGAAAGUGCAGAAGUCUUAUCGAAAGGGUAAUUCUAGAAGGGACGGCGCUGAGUCUCUGUCCAUAGUUGCCGCAUUCCAAAGCGAAUGUAAACCGAGACGACGAUUCAUCACUGUGUUAAUCAAUGGGAUCCCAACGAAACUGCAAUUUGACACGGCCUCAGACAUCACAAUUAUUUCCAGGAGCACAUGGAAUCACAUAAAGAGGCCGAAGAUGGUCGAGUCUCAGAAAGUUGCACAUAAUGCAUCCGGCGGUGUGUUACACUUAGUGGGCGAACUCAAUUGCAAGAUUGCUUUCCAAGGUGUGGAAAAGUCGGGAACAUGCUACAUUUCAGACCGGCCGAAUUUGAAUCUUCUUGGCCUCGACUGGAUUGAAAAGUUGAACCUCCUCGAUGUUCCCUUGAAUCAGAUCUGCAACCGAGUUCGAGCAAGUCCAGACCCAUCUGCAAAGUCCGUCGAAGACAUGACACGUACCCUGAAGCGAAAAUUUGCUUCUGUCUUUCAGGAUGGCUUGGGCCACUGUACGAAAUUCAAGGCAACACUGAACUUGCGACCAGGUGCUAAACCAGUGUUCAAGGCUAAAAGACCGGUACCAUAUGCAGCCAUGUCAACCGUUGAGCAAGAGCUCGAUCGACUGGAACGUGCCGGAGUCAUCACAGCCGUCAACUACUCAUCAUGGGCCGCACCUAUUGUCGCAGUGAAGAAAGCAAAUGGCAAGGUACGCGUUUGCGCUGACUUUUCAACUGGCCUCAACGCCGCGCUGGACGACCACCAGUACCCAUUACCUGUACCGGAGGAUAUCUUUGCAAAGUUGAAUGGUGGUAAGUACUUUGCUAAGCUUGAUCUAUCCGAUGCUUAUCUGCAAGUGGAUGUUGACGAAGUCUCGAGGGAGUUGUUGACGAUCAACACUCAUCGUGGGCUAUUCCAAUACAACCGCUUGCCAUUUGGUGUGAAAACGGCGCCAGCCAUCUUCCAACAGUUGAUGGACACCAUGCUAGCGGGCGUUUCUGGAACCGCUGCAUAUCUGGAUGAUAUCAUAGUGAUGGGUCGAACACCGGAAGAACUGUUUAACCGACUGGAUGAAGUGCUUGGUUGCAUACAGUCGUACGGUUUCCGGAUCCGUGAGGAUAAAUGCACAUUUUUCACGCCGCUCAUCAAAUACCUCGGUUUUAUCCUCGAGAAGGAUGGACGUCGACCAGACCCGGAAAACAUAGAAGCCAUUAGAAAAAUGCCUCCGCCAACAGAUCUACAGUCCUUGCGUUCCUUUUGUGGGCUCAUCAGCCACUACAGCGCAUUCUUGCCUGAGAUGCACCGCCUGCGUGCCCCGUUAAACAAGCUAUUAGCCAAAGGCCAAACAUGGAACUGGACAUCCGAAUGCCAGAAUGCCUUCGAACGCGUCAAGUCACUGCUGUCCUCAAACUUGCUUUUGACUCAUUUCGAUCCCUCCAAAGAGAUUGUCUUGGCAACAGAUGCAUCAAGCCAUGGGAUUGGUGCGGUAAUAUCACACACCUACGCCGAUGGAUCUCAGAAGGCAAUCGCCCAUGCCGCCAGAACACUUACGAAGGCCGAGAAGAAUUACAGCCAGAUUGAGAAAGAAGCAUUGGCCAUAGUGUAUGCAGUCAAGAAAUUCCAUAAAAUGCUAUACGGCCGCCGCUUCAAGCUUCUGACAGAUCACAAGCCCUUGCUGGCUAUCUUUGGUUCGAAAAAGGGCAUCCCGGCCUACACAGCCAACCGGCUACAACGUUGGGCUCUUACCUUAAUGGGGUAUGAUUUCGAGAUCCAAUACCAGUCGACUGUUUCCAUUGGCCAAGCGGAUGCACUGUCACGCCUAAUUGAUGCCCGUCAGCAAGAACAUGAGGACACAAUCAUUGCCUCGGUCGAGAUUGAACCUGACGUCAACUUUCUGGUAACUGAUGCAUUGCACGGUCUACCAGUUACCGCAGAAGCUGUACGAACCGAAACACUUCGGGACCCAAUCCUCAAGAAAGUUACACAGUUUCACAAAACAAGUUGGCCACAUUCAUGUCCAUCUGCUGAAUUGCAACAGUACUUUCAGAGGAGACACUCACUCUCUAUUGUAAACGACUGCAUACUGUUUUCGGAAAGAGUGGUCAUCCCCAAGGCACUUCAGGAGCGCCUUAUUCGGCAGUUCCACGCCGGGCAUCCUGGAAUCAACCGGAUGAAGGCGCUUGCCCGCAGUUAUGUAUAUUGGCCUUUCAUGGACAAACAGCUAGAAGAAAUAGCUAAACGCUGUCAAAGGUGUGCCAAUGUCUUGAAAGCGCCACAAAAAGCAGAACUCUGUUCAUGGCCAAUAGUUACUAAGCCAUGGUGCCGCAUCCAUGUCGACUUUGCGGGACCGAUCAACGGCAGAAGCUUUCUCAUUAUCGUCGAUUCAUACAGCAAGUGGCCUGAAGUAUUUCUUAUGGAGAACACCACCACCAAUGCCACCAUAUCGAAACUGCGCCAAACCUUUAGCAGAUUCGGCUGUCCUGAGACAAUUGUCACCGACAAUGGCUCACAAUUUACUUCAGCAACGUUUACGGAGUUUUGCAAGCAAUGCGCCGUACAGCACGUUCGCUCGCCGCCGUUUCACCCACAGUCGAAUGGCCAGGCAGAAAGGUUUGUCGAUACAUUCAAGCGAGCUCUCCACAAAUCAAAAGGGAGGGAC